Messenger RNA from Hyphopichia burtonii NRRL Y-1933, 1203 nucleotides. RefSeq names its product Nem1-Spo7 phosphatase regulatory subunit (gene SPO7). Gene Ontology annotation, molecular function: phosphoprotein phosphatase activity; protein phosphatase regulator activity. The transcript has a single exon. The record is from RefSeq and is a predicted model, not a curated record. Gene Ontology annotation, cellular component: Nem1-Spo7 phosphatase complex. The annotation marks the transcript as partial. Gene Ontology annotation, biological process: nuclear envelope organization. Lineage: Eukaryota; Fungi; Ascomycota; Pichiomycetes; Serinales; Debaryomycetaceae.
UCGUCCAUGGAAUCAAUGAUGAAUUUAACUCCAUAUAGUUCUAAUAACUCUACCAAUCAGGAUGAUUUUGUGAUUUACUCUGAUUCUGACGUGGGAUCUCUGAACUCGCUUUCAUUACCCCAUAAUUAUCACUACCAUAAUAAUAGUUCUAGUGCAUCAGAAACAGAUUCCACAAUUUCGAAAACAAAAGACCGAUUGAAAAAGAAAAAGACUUCUCCCAGCUCUCAUCUUCGUUCGUCUUCAGUAUCUGACUCAAGGAGAGAUAGUCUAGAAACAACUCCAACACCUAAAUCUAAAAAACGUAUAAGAAGAAAAUCCAAAAAUUCGGAUCAUGCAAGUGAAAAAUCAUCCAUACGACAUCCUCUUUCGAAUUCUUCUUCAUAUAAUUUGAAUCAUGAAUAUCAAACAAGUAGUGGUUAUACCCUGACUCCCGCCACUGGGAAAAUUUUCCGUAAUUUAUUAAUUCUAGAAGAAAGUUUAAGAGAACAAGUUAUUCAACAAAGAGCUUUAAGAAGAAAAUAUUUAACUUUCUUAUCAAUUUUAUGUUCCUUAAUUGCUUCAAUUUCUCAUCACUUAUAUUUCAGUAACGAUGUCAAUUCAUCUUCAAAUGGUGGUCCAAUUAGAGUAAUCCUACAGAUCUUUUUGCUUUCUUUAAUCGUUACUCUCAUGUUAUAUCAUUUAUCUGGUGAAUACCAAAAGACAAUUGUUCUACCUCGAAAGUUCUUAUCAUCAACUAAUAAAGGUUUACGUCAAUUAAAUGUUAGACUCGUCAAGAUUAAAACUCCUUGGACUGAUAGUAUAAUUGAUUUAAUUCGUGAAUUUGUAUUAUUAUUGGCUACUAUGUGUCUUGAUAGUCUACAUAAGGUUUAUCCAUCUAUCAAGGGUAAUAAAGACUCAAAAGUUGAAGUCUUUCUCGUUUCUUGCCAACUGCAAUGCCAACCAAGAAUUGGGGUAACUGAUGUCAAACUCGUUUUGAAUGCCCGUGUUUUCAAUACGGAUGUAAGAGAAGGUUGGGAACUAUACAGAAGUGAAUUUUGGAUCCAUGAAGGUGUUAGAAGACGAAAUGCAAUGAUGGCUUUUGUUAAUGAAAGCUAUCAACGCGACUCAUUAAAUAGAGAGAGAUUAUUGAAUAAAGAUAAAAAGGAUCGUAAAGAUAGAAGAAAAUCAAGUCAUGGAUUAAGUGAAAGAAACUUGAAUCGCUUA